AUGAGUGGCACCGUCCCAGUUUUCGAUCCAUCCUGGUACACCCCAACCGUCUACAUCUUCUCCAUCCUCGAGCUCAACAUGGCCAUUCUUACCGCCUCCAUUCCCAUCUUCUGGCCCCUGGUGACCUCUUUUGCCUCCAACAAAAUCCUCAUCGUCAACGAAAUCGAAAUCCGCACCGAGCGCAUCGACAACAGCUUUGCGCUCUCCGACCAAGGUAAAGGCUUCGCCGGCGCGGGCGUAGACGAGUCGCACGAUGGGCGAACAAGCAGGAUAAGCGUCUUGGGGAAGAACGACACAGACAAGCUGCACCGCAACAACUCGCGCCUCACUCGCAACAAGCACCACCACAAGCCCAGCCACUCCGACUCCUCGGAUAAAGAGCUAGGUCUCGGCAUCGGGCACCGCUCAUCGCAAGAUUCGCAGCGCAAACUCAAUCUCACGCACCAGGCGUCUAGUAACUCCUUUGGCUCAGGCAGACUGGAGGACAGCCCCGAUAUGACGCAUGCGCGCUACCAGAACAAGUUCACACAAGACUGGGCAGUACCAGACUUCGACCGGCCCCCAAAGGGCGGCAGCGAGGAGCGCAUGUUCACCACGUCUGUUGAGCGGGCGGAGGUGCCUUACGACCAUAUCAGGGCGCUGGAGAAGUGA
This is a messenger RNA of Didymosphaeria variabile, 651 nucleotides long. RefSeq lists its product as uncharacterized. The record is from RefSeq and is a predicted model, not a curated record. The transcript has 2 exons. The coding region runs from base 1 to 651 and encodes 216 amino acids. Lineage: Eukaryota; Fungi; Ascomycota; Dothideomycetes; Pleosporales; Didymosphaeriaceae.